AUGAAGCCGUGGUCGUCCACUGCAGCUCAUGUGGGCUUCCUGACCCUCUUCGUCCUUUGCUUGGGCACCGGCCCCCUUGCCCAUGCCCAGGACACUUGCGCCAGCAGUCCCCACACCGCAUCCAUUACUUGCACCAGGGACUGCAGCAUGGAGUCUAACACCGGCAUUGCUGGCUUUUGGUAUGCCUUCUUGACUGACAUCGGUCUUCAGAUCAAUGCCAAGCUAGUCGGACCGAUCGCCGAGUGCCCUGAGAAGAUGACUUGGCUGGAGGAAAUUGCGGUGGUCUGGAUCGACGAAUCUGGCAAGAAGCGUUCAUUGGCGGUCAAGAUCGACCAAGAAGCAAACUGGUACGAACAAGACGUCUUCCAGUUCGAGAGUGAUGAACAGAGCGUCGAAGCUCCAGCACCGGCCACCAAGGACGCGAGCUCCAUCACGCGCGAACCCGACGUCGCUUGGAUGGCUGACGACGGCUCUGCUUCCGUUUUAAGGGUGCCCAACGAGUGGAACACGUCAGUGUUGUCCGUUCCUGACGUCAUCAUGGUGCACAUCUCGAGCGACGUUGAUGAGUGGAUCCAAGGCUCAGCUGACCCUCUGGGAGCUUACGGGAAGUACCUGGAUAUGUCCAUCAAAUACGUGCGUCCCCUUUAUCCAUCCGUGCACGGCAUCAUCGGCCAAAUGCUGCAGCCCAACGCAUACGAGAUCAAGAUGGCCAUCGAAACGAGCAACAAAGAGAAGCGGGAGCGCGUCGACGGCGACGAUGAUCUGUACGAGGUGGCCGGGCUGGCUGACACCGAGUGCCACUUCUGCCGCUUCGACCAGGCCCUCGUGUUCGCUCCUCCCCCUCGUCCCAAUCCUGUUGCACGUGGAUUUGCCUCAACAACACAUUCCCAGCUGCCGCAGAAACUACUGGCGAAAUGGCUUUUCCCCGGGGCCAGUCCCCGGAGCCUCCCUGGACUCACUCCGGGGAGCAGCCAGGGAAGCGUACUCCCCGGGGUGCGACCGGACUCCGGGGAACCGGUCCCCGGGGUCGAGGGGCCGGGGACACCCCGUGCUGUCAGUCCCCGGCCUGUCCCCAAGUCCGGGGACCUGCUCCCCGCCCUGUCCGAGACCCCGGGGACGGCGACUCCGGGGAGCGACUCAGGGGAAGCCGUCCACGGAGUCUGGGCUCUGUGUCCCCGGACAUGCGACUGGUCCGGGGACAGCCACACCGGGGACGAGACUCGGGGAGCGACUUUUUGA
Molecule: messenger RNA, 1239 nt
Organism: Klebsormidium nitens
Lineage: Eukaryota; Viridiplantae; Streptophyta; Klebsormidiophyceae; Klebsormidiales; Klebsormidiaceae
Source: the annotation of a GenBank genome assembly